AUGCUUCGCCUUCCCUCGGCGAGUUACUGCAAACUGACGUAUAGGCAGAGUAGGAGAAGCAAGUUGGAGAGCGGUGAUGUGAUUCGACCCUUGCACACCCUCAGGAGGGAACUUCGCCAGCUUCAUCACCUGUUUGAGAGCUACAAGAGCCUCAUCAGGCGCAUCUGUAGACCUAGAUGCGUCGAUAGCCACAAGCAAUGUCCCUGUGCUGCCUCUGAGUCACCUGGCGGCUUAUCGGAUGAAGUCAAGAUAUCUUCGUCAGCAAGGGGUCGCUUCGAACGACUCGAGGAUCGGUUGCAGUUGUUGAUGCUGAACACAAUGCACGAGUACUUGGAUGAGCUGGAUGCUUUGUCAAACACGUACUUCAACCUGACGGCUCAAAAGGACUCCCAGGCCACCGCCCGUCUGAGCAGGAGCGCCACCCUCCUUGCUAAGCUGAGCGUUUUCUUUCUGCCCAUAAGUUUCAUGACUAGCUACUUCUCCGUUGAGAUACCAGGCCUUGUAGAACACUACACACCAAAGAUGUACUGGAUCUGCUUCGCUGUCAUUGCCGGCCUUUCUUUCGGCAGCCUAUUUUUCUUUGGCCGCAUGUUGGAGUUUGUCAUCAAUGUCCUUGAGGCGUGGACGGACUCUGUGACAAGCAGGUUUCUUGGAAUAUGGGAGCCCGGUGAAAAGAAUGACGAUUGA
Molecule: messenger RNA, 687 nt
Organism: Colletotrichum gloeosporioides
Lineage: Eukaryota; Fungi; Ascomycota; Sordariomycetes; Glomerellales; Glomerellaceae
Exons: 2
Coding region: 1-687 (228 amino acids)
Biological process (GO): metal ion transport; transmembrane transport
Cellular component (GO): membrane
Molecular function (GO): magnesium ion binding; cobalt ion binding; magnesium ion transmembrane transporter activity
Source: RefSeq, a predicted model, not a curated record